AUGGGACUCAAAUUCAGCCACGAUCAUUCGAAUUCAGCUGUCCACGACAACGAUCAUCAUCAAGACUGUGAAGAUCAGAAGAUCAAGACGAAGAUCAGUGAAGAGACGUGUCAAAAUCGAUCGAGCAGUUUCACGAUUCCACUUCAUUAUCCAAAGUAUACGAAGAGUGAUUAUGAGAAAAUGCCAGAGUGGCAGUUGGAUCAGCUUCUGAGACAGUAUGGCUUGCCGGUCAUUGGAGACUCAAACGAGAAGAGAAAGUUUGCCAUCGGAGCUUUUCUCUGGUCCGCGGAGAACGAGCACUAG
Messenger RNA from Microthlaspi erraticum, 303 nucleotides. NCBI's taxonomy places the organism in Eukaryota, Viridiplantae, Streptophyta, Magnoliopsida, Brassicales, Brassicaceae. The record is from the annotation of a GenBank genome assembly.